Ooceraea biroi (clonal raider ant) is the source of this 1559-nucleotide messenger RNA. RefSeq names its product F-box only protein 44. NCBI's taxonomy places the organism in Eukaryota, Metazoa, Arthropoda, Insecta, Hymenoptera, Formicidae. Gene Ontology annotation, biological process: ERAD pathway; glycoprotein catabolic process; SCF-dependent proteasomal ubiquitin-dependent protein catabolic process. Gene Ontology annotation, molecular function: ubiquitin protein ligase activity; protein binding. The record is from RefSeq and is a predicted model, not a curated record. Gene Ontology annotation, cellular component: SCF ubiquitin ligase complex; cytoplasm.
AAUAUCCGAUGUGAUUAAAAAACUGCGAUGUGUGAAACAAUACAUUUCCAAUUCUCUUUGAUUCUAAUCGUAAAUGAUGUUCAAACGUUUAUUACUAUAAUAAUGUUGGUAACACUGGGACUUCCAAUGCCUCGUCGCUUGUAUUAGGUUUCAUCGCGUUAUGUGUCGCAGUUAAACACUCCGUGUGUUGAGUACGCACGUGUGCUGUAUUAUAUUGUAUCGUAUCGUGUCAUCCGCGUAAUCUUGACGGAAAACGCCCAAAGCAUGCAGGGUUAGGUUGUGACGUUUUCUUCAGCGGUCCUCUUUCCCGGACAGCGCAUCACUCGCAGACAAAUCGCGUUUACGGUUUUUGUUGUAACCUUGAAACAAUGUCCCCGACGGGGACAUCGCAGGAUAUAACAAACAUAUCGCUGCCAGUCGUCGAUAGAUAGUAUGGGACAGCAUAACGACACCAUGAACUGCCAGCGCACAAUGUUCAACGAAAAGGGCGACAACGGGCUGCUGAUCUGCGGCAGUCACGUACCGCCCGAACUGCUGACGGAGAUAUUUUGCCGCGCCGAGCCCAAGUCGCUGUUGAACUGCCAGUUGGUAUGUAAACGCUGGAAGAUACUGAUACAGAGCUACGUCUGGCGUAAGAAGGCGGAGAUGACGGCGGGUAAGUUGCUCCCGCGGCACGAGGAGAUACCAUGGCAGGCAUUUUAUCACAUGUGCAAGAAGAAGCCAUUUGAGAGGAACCUAUUGAGGAACCACUCUGGGCAGGAUGGGAAGAGACACUGGCACGUCAUAUGCGAAAACGGUGACCGUUGGGCAGUUGAGAAACCACCCAUCGGCGUACCAGAAUUACCGUCUGAACCGGUGUUUGAAGGGGGACAGGUUUGUUUUGCAACAUCAUACAAGAGCUGUAUCAAACAACAGGUCAUAGAUAUGGUAGCUGAAGGAUUUCACCCGUGCUUCCUGGACGUCGUGCAACCACCUAUAAUGGUGAGUGAAUGGUACAGCUCUCGAUGGGACUGCCCAGCCAUUUAUGAAUGUCACGUCAGAUUGUUAGGAGGAAUUGAUGACUGUACUCAGAAGCAGACAAUAUUAGACGAAUUUCGAUAUCGCGAUACCAUGGAAAAUGAAAGACAAAACCAAUGGCAUUUCGUCUCGCACGUAUUUGAAAACUACGGUUGCGGUCUUAGAAAAAUAAACUUUAUGCACGGUGGAAUGGACAAGUCAUACUGGGCAGGACAUUACGGUAGCAAAAUGGCUGGAGCAUGUAUUUCUGUGAAAGUUCCUCAGGUUCAGUAUGAUUAUGAUGAUGAGCUGGACCCGUUUCUAAAUGAAUGAGACCAUUGUUUCCAGAUUAAUAUAUAUAUUUUUAUCAUGCCUUGAGCAAAGUUAAAUAAAUAUGUAAAACUUUGUAAAUACGAUUCAUAAAUUAAAAUAUAAAUAUAAAAUAUAAAAUUUUUCUGCAAAAUCUAUUUAUUACUGAAUGCAGAUUACUGUUUCUUGAUAUAUUGCGUAUGUUGUAUAUGUAACUGAUCAGGCAUAUAACAAAAUAAAAAUUGAAUGAGCAC